ACUUCUUCAUCAAUGAUGAAAGGAUCAACUAAUUUAUUUAUCAAUAAGCAUUUCUUUUACACUUGGUCAGACUAUGCCCGGCUUAAACGCCAAUUUUACAAUAAUGCGCACGUCGAUCCGUCCAAUAGCAAGCUACAAAGCCACAAGGAAUUCAAGGAGGAGCUAGCUAGCCAUUCGACCCAGCAGGUAGCAAGAGCUCCUCCUCCAUGGCCACCGCCACCUACCCCCUGCUGGUGCUCCUCCUCCUCGUGGCCGCCAGGGCGGCGCCCGGCGGCGGCGACGGGACGACGCCGUCGGCGUACGAGAUGCUGGAGCGGUACAACUUCCCGCGGGGCAUCCUGCCGGCGGGCGUGCAGGGGUACGUGCUCCAGCCCGACGGCGCCUUCGAGGUGUACUUCCCGCGGUCUUGCGAGUUCCUGCUGGCGAGGCGGUGGCUGGUCCGCUACGACGCGAGCGUCUCCGGCUCGGUGGCCGACGGGAAGCUCACGGCGCUGCAGGGGAUCAGCGUCAAGGUGGCCUUCCUCUGGCUCGGAGUCGGCGAGGUGGACCGCGCCGGGGACAAGCUCAGCUUCUACAUCGGGCCCCUCGCCACCUCCUUCCCGCUCGGGGACUUCGCCGAGAGCCCGCGCUGCCGCGGCUACGACGACUUCACGGCGGCGGCGGCGGCGUGAUGAGAUUUCUUAAUUAGCGUUUGGUAUUUUUUUGAACUGUGAUUAGCGUUUGGUAUUAUUUGUGUAUCUGCCUUAUGAUUUAAGCUGGCUAAUAGCUGCUUGUGGAUCGAUCGAGAGUACGAGCCGGCGAUUAGUUUUUCUUUUUUAUUUGUUGUUACUUAUUAACAUACAUGCACGAGAAACGGGAGCAAGUUGUUUGGUAAAUCAUUGUCCUUGAA
Messenger RNA from Panicum virgatum (switchgrass), 889 nucleotides. RefSeq lists its product as uncharacterized. The record is from RefSeq and is a predicted model, not a curated record. The transcript has a single exon. The coding region runs from base 207 to 671 and encodes 154 amino acids. NCBI's taxonomy places the organism in Eukaryota, Viridiplantae, Streptophyta, Magnoliopsida, Poales, Poaceae.